Messenger RNA from Phoenix dactylifera (date palm), 1449 nucleotides. The record is from RefSeq and is a predicted model, not a curated record. NCBI's taxonomy places the organism in Eukaryota, Viridiplantae, Streptophyta, Magnoliopsida, Arecales, Arecaceae.
AAAAAUCCAACUAUGAAUCUCCCCUCUCCACCACCUCACUCUUUUCACACUCACGCUUUUUUGGUAGACAAUGUCGGUGCAUUCCCUGCUAGUUUUGCUCCUCCUGGGAUUUCUCCGGCGGGCGCCGCCGUGCUCGGCCACCUCCGUGUCUCUCGUGGGCAUCAACUACGGCCGGGUGGGUAACAACUUACCCUCGCCGGAGACGGUGCCCCGCCUCGUCUCUACCAUCGGCGUCGGCCGCGUCCGCCUCUACGACGCCGACCCCGCCGCCAUCCGCGCCUUCGCCAACACCGGCAUCGAGCUCGUCGUCGGCCUCCCCGACCGCUGCCUCCCCAAACUAGCCGGCGACGCUGGCCAGGCCCUCGCCUGGGUGCGGUCCAAUGUCCAGGCCUACCUCCCGGCGGCGAAGAUCGCCUUCCUUACCGUCGGCAACGAGGUGCUCACCAGCAACAACACCGCCCUCCCCCGCUUCCUCCUCCCGGCCAUGGAAAACCUCCACUCCGCCCUCACCUCCCUCGGCCUCGACCGCCAGAUCGCCGUCACCACCGCCCACUCCCUCGCCGUCCUCGGCGACUCCUACCCGCCCUCCACCGCCACCUUCCGCCGCGACCUCCUCCCCCUCGUCUGUCCCCUCCUCGAUUUCCACGCCCGCACCGGUUCCCCCUUCUUCAUCAACGCCUACCCCUACUUCGCCUACGAGAAGGACCCCUCCGGCGUCGCCCUCGACUACGCCCUCCUCCAGCCCGGCGCCGCCCCCGUCGUCGACCCGCGCUCCGGCCUCAAGUACGGCAGCCUCCUCCACGCCCAGAUCGACGCCGUCUACCACGCGAUCGCCGCCGCCGGGGCGACCAAGGGGGUCGAAGUCAGGGUCUCGGAGACCGGGUGGCCGUCGGCCGGCGACGCCGACGAGGCGGGGGCGACGGCGGAGAACGCGGCCACCUACAACCGGAAUUUGAUGAAGCUGGUGGCGGAGGGGAAGGGUACGCCGCUGGUGCCCAAGGUGCCGCUGCGGGUCUACAUGUUUGCGCUCUUCAACGAGAACUUAAAGCCCGGCCCUACGUCGGAGAGGAACUACGGGCUCUUCAAGGCCGACGGGACGCCGGCGUACCAGCUUGGCUUCACGCUCGACAACUCCACCGCCACCGGCGCAGGAGCUGGUGGUGCUACGGGCUGGAGCGGGGAUUCCUCCGGCCAGUCCUCCUCCGGUUAUUACAGCAUUUCGGCGGCGGCCGCCACGGAGGAGUGGGUGCGGCAGCGAAGAGUGGUGAAUGCGGCCGCCGGCAUGGUAUUUUUUUGUUUUGUUAUUUGUGGCAAUUUAAUGGUGGGUCAGUGGGUGGGGAUUUCCAAGUGAAAUUCUGCUGUAAGUGGAGGGUUUGCAGGGGACCAUCGUGGGAACUCAAAUUUUUAGUUUCUUUAGUUGCAUUUCGUUUAAUUUUAUCUCUUUGGAAA